AUGACAAGGUAUUCCAUUCAUGCCAUUGAGAAUGAAGGAUCAACAGAAAGGAUAAAUGGAACGUACCACUAUGUAUUGCGUCUUUAUGGUCACCUAAUUAACGGCCAAAAGGCACUGGUAACUCUUAUGAACAUUCAGGUUUUCUUUGACAUUCUCGUACCAGAUGGAGAAACUCCAGAUAAAUGCGAAGAAAAGGUGAGCGAAAUUCUCUCUGGCAUUGCGAAAUCAUAUAAAAUAGAACACAUUAAAGCAUUUCCUUUUCGGGGUUAUCAUUCCGAAAAAAAGUCAUAUUUACGAAUUUAUAUGAAUGGUACUGGAGAGAGAAAGAAAGCCAUCCAAGCUAUACAAGAAAAUAAUUUUGAAACUGCUUCAGAUGAUUUAUACUCAUUUCACCGUAAGGUAGCCCGAGAGAAUGGUAUUCAACUCUCUGGAUGGUUUACAAUAAACAAAUAUAUUUACAAGCAAGGCAAAGGAAUCAGCCCGCUUUCUCUCUUACGAGAUCGUACUUUUGUUCUCACUUGGGAUAUAGAGACGCAAUCACAAGAAUUGGGUGAAUUUGCUGAAGUCCUUGAUCUGAAUAAUAAUGUUUUUAUGAUUUCUAUGACAUUGCAUUGGAAAGAUGAUCCAAAACCACUAAAGCAAACAUCAUUUGCCUCUGAUAUCCAUGUUGGGUUUAACGAUUCAGACUAUGAUUGGUGUUUUAUUAUGGAAAGAGCAUAUUUUCUCAACAUACUCGAAUGGAUAUGGGAGCGAAUGACAGGAAAGUUCGAAACAAAGGAAGAAAUUUUAAAUUGGAAAUAUUGUGGAAAGAUAGAAGCAAAAUCUGAAAAUAAUUUCGUGAAAAAGCAUCCUGUUAAGGCUCCUGAGGAAGGUGAAGAGGAUCUGGAGGAGAAAGAAUAUAUGGGUAGUCCAAUUAGGAUCAAAAUUAGUGCAAAAGAUUAUUUUACUUCUAGCUUCCUUAAACUGCCAGGUUGCGUACCGAUUGACGUUCGAGUAUGCCUCAAAAAACGUUUUCCUCAUUCUGAAGUCGAAAAGGAAGGCUCACUUAAAUUCUUCCUACAAAAAUUCGGUCUUAACAGUAAGGCUGAUAUGCCAUAUGAUAAAAUGUGGAAAAUCUAUUCAAAGGCGAAAAAAAGCCCCUCUUCGUCAACUGUGAGAAAUAUGCGUGAAGUAGCACAAUACUGUAUUAUAGACGCACUGCGCUGUCAAGAGCUUUUGGUAAACCAAAGUAUAAUAAAUGAUUAUAGAAAAGUUGCCUCCAUAGCUUAUAUUUCUCUUUUUGACACACAUUAUCGUGCAAAUGGAAUGAAGGUACAGAACCUUCUCAGAGCAUGUGCUAUCAAAUGA
Messenger RNA from Funneliformis geosporum, 1347 nucleotides. The record is from the annotation of a GenBank genome assembly. NCBI's taxonomy places the organism in Eukaryota, Fungi, Glomeromycota, Glomeromycetes, Glomerales, Glomeraceae.